AACUGCUUUCCUUUUCUUGCUUAGAAAUGCAACCAGCUCAGGACAAAACUUGCACAGAUCAUUUUGUCCAAAGCAUGGAACCUGUGCUAGAGCUACCAAAGGCCUUGGAAGAGAAAGCGGACUCACCAGGUGAGCAUGGAAGCCAGGAUCUCACCUGUCCCAAAGGAGGCAACGGGGCAGCGGUCAAAGGGCAGCCUUCACACUGUGGCGAAGAGCCUCCGUGCCAGCAGCUCUCCUUCCGACAGGAGACCCUGGACCAGCAGAUCUUGGAGUACAUGGAGGUGGCUCUUUUCCUGAGUCCAGAAGAACAGCAGAGGCGAUGGCUUGCCAUUCUGACCACUUUUCUGAAGGCCUGUGAGCAGUCAGAUGGCAGCAUCUAUUUUCCAAAUAUCCAGCUUUUAGCAAGUGAAACUUCGAGUUUUCUGGUGAAAGAAAUCAAGAAGAAAAUGAAUGGAAACUCAGUAGAAGACGCUCGACUGCUUGUGUGGCAAUUUCUGCAGUGGAAGGGAGAGCUGGAAUCUGAUGGUUACCUGCUGCUAAAAUCAAUCUACUCUCUUUCACUCUACACCUCGGAACAGGAAGUCCGCUGGAGUUUAAUCAAGUCUGGGUUGCCUGUGACGAUGCUGCAGUGCCUCCACCUCUUCUUCGUGUCUCCCCUGGAAGCAGCUCCUGGGGGCAGGGAAGAGGAGGACCAGGCCCCACAGAAGACCCAAGACAUGCUGGUGCAGACAAUGGUCAAUAUUUAUGCAGAGAAACAAGGAGUAGAGAUGCUUCUCAUGUCCAGCCAUCUUAAAUCUUUGAUCCUAGCCAGAUCCUCCCUCUGGGAUCAAGGCAGCCCUGCUUGGAAACAGCCUACAAGCCAAGUGCUACGGACGAUUUCAAAGGCCCUUUCGGAGACCACCAUUUCAUACCUGCAAGAUUCCAUCAAAAUGUCUAUCCACAAUUUGUCAGAGCUUGAUGAUUCCUUGCCUACUUGGGAAGUAUGUGAAUCCAUCAAUAUUAUCCUGCAUUUUGUGAGGAAUUCCUAUCUGAUUUCCCCAGCCUUGCUUUUGGAGUUUGAGAACAAUGGGGGCCACCAGCUGCUGUUGAAAUUUUUUUUAAGAUUUGAAGGGCCACUGGACAAAAAAGAAAAUGCCAGCAUAAAAGAAACAUUGGACUUACUGACACAAUUGACACUUUGUGGGGAAACUGAGCUGACUGUUUCAGGCAAUAUAGUAUAUCCACAACUGCCACAGUUUAAUGAGAAACUGCCCCUUUCUUCUGGAAAAAGAAUAAGGAACCUGAAAGCUUUCCAAGUACUAGAACUGCUUUUUCAGAGAUCCAACAACCCAAAUCUCUGCCAGUACAUUUUGCUUGUCCUGAAAUCCAUCUGGACGUGGGACCCCAUGAACUUCUUCCUGCUUGAGGGGUCUCUGCAGCCCAUCUGCCAGUUUGUGGGGAUCAUCCCUCUGAAGCCCUUCCAGGUCCAGGCUCAGUUCUUCCAGCUGGUGGAGUCCGUGGUGGAGGACCUGUCUUACAUCCCCCACGAGAUCCUGAAGAAGGUCCAGGGCCUGAUCCAUGAGAACGCCGAGCCCUCCUGCGCCUCGCUUGCCUUGGGCUGCCUCCACAGCAUCGCCCAGAGAGACCCCCUCUUGACGGAUGUCUUCAGGGACUCUGGACUUUUAGGAAUGCUGCUUGUUCAGUUGCGUAAAGAAGCCAAAAGGCUGAUAAAGAAAGGAAGCACUCAAUCAGGUCCUGGGGUGUUGGAACCUGAGGGUCUCCUCCUCAAAUGGAUUCUGAAGAUGGCAGCCACUCUGGUGGUGGGAUCUGUCAGGAACACAGUGAUUCUCAGGGACUACGGCAUGGUGCCCUACAUCAAGAUUUAUGUGGAUAGCGAGCUGUACCGAAGAGACGCCGUGAAGAUCCUGGAGCAGUUGUCCAUCGUCAACCCUGAGGAGUACAUGAGCUCCAUUGUUGGGGCUCUCUGCUCCUCUACUCAGGGUGAACUACACUUCAAGCUGGAUCUACUUAAAUCUCUGCUGAAGACCCUGGUGAGCCCCAAGGGUCGCUCCGCCUUCAGAACCAGCGGUGGCUUCAACGGGCUGUUUUCCCUUCUGGCCGACAUGGAAGGCGCCUUGCAGGAUCCGCCUUUGGGCGCCUGGGCCUCCUUUGAUCACAGCCACAUACUAGGGCUGAUCCUACGCAUCCUCCAGACAAUGGCAGCCGCUCUGCACUUGGACCCUGCCAACCAGGACUUCUUCCAGAAGAACGGCCUCUUUGAGAGGAUGGCGGAGGACCUUGGCAUGCUUGGCUGCUUUUCAGCACAAAGAUGGGGACAAAUUCCUAGGCAGAUCAACAAACCUCGAUCCUUUGUUGAGCUUUCAGAUACAGCUGUUUGCUCCCCUGAGCUUUUCCCACCUGGGCUAAAAAGCUGCAUCAGGAUAUUCAGCUUCCUGGAUUCCAUGGCCAAGAUGAACCCCUUCGACCUCAAGAGCUGCUUGGAAGAAACAGAUCCUCCCAUACUGGGCAUUUGGGAUGGGACAGAAAACCCACAAGAAGAUUCUCCAGGAAAUCUUUGGGACCAUAGAAAGCCUAACAAAGUGGCUGCCGUCCAGCUGCCGGAACCCCAGAGCAGGCCACGAGGGGAGGACUCGGUGAUUGUGUGUCCUGGAGCCCUCUGUGUCAUGGUGACGUUGAUGGGCAAACUCUACAGUGAAGCUUGCCCUGAGUUAUCCCUGGAGAUCCAAUUCGCUGUGGCUGACCACAUUCAAUCCUUGAUGGGCUUGGAGAAAAACCGCCAAGGGGCUUGUGCAGCUGGCCUGCUGGGCAGCCUCACCAGCUCCUGCCCGGAAGUCCUGCACGAUGCCAGCAGCCCCCUCCACCCGCCUCUGAUCCGGCUCUUCGAGAAGCUCGCCUCCCAGUCCAUUCAGCCCGAGGUCUUAAGGCAAUUCCUGUGCCUACGGAUGAUGCCCCUUCCCAUCGCUCCUAAAAAGCACAAGUGUGGCAGAGAGGAAUUGGAUCGAGUCCAGAGGGGGGCAGCCCAGAAGAGGGUGACCUUGCAACCCAAACCCUGCGAGAAACUGCUAAAAGGUUCUGGAAUAGCUGCAUGGAAGGAGAGCCCAAGGGACACGCUUUGCUUGAGCUCUGACCCCCCGGAGUCUUCUGCAAUGGCUCUCCAGACGGCCAUGAGCCUCGUUUCCUUGAUAAGCCCACGCAGCCUGCAUCUGCACAGUGCCUGCCUGGCCCCUUCCUUCGUGGAGUUUGACAUGUCCCUCGAAGGAUACGGUUGUUUGUUUAUCCCAAGUAUGGCCACCAUUCUAGGCCAAAGCACUGAACGGUCCGUCUUGGGAGGAACCGGAAAAGGCAUCAGGCGGUUCCCCCCACCAGAUGGCCUCACUUUCACCUCCUGGUUCCUGAUCAACAAGAUGUGUUCUGCUUGUGACUACCACCCGCUGCGUUUCCUUACCUUGAUGCGCCACAUGGCGAGAACCGAAGAAGCCUUUGCUUGCUUUGCUGUGAGGUUUUCUCCCCUAGAAGGUUGUCUCACCAUCUCGACGGAGGAAGUGGCAUUCGAGGCUUUGGACACGAUGGUACCCGAAUUUGAAGAUGAGACCUCUCUCCUGUGCCAAGUUCAGUUCAGAUGUGCUCCUCUGCUCGUGACGGGACAGUGGCAUCAUCUUGCUGUGACUGUGGCAAAAGAAACAAAGCAGAUCUGCACCGUUUCAGCCUACCUGAAUGGCAGCCUGGUGGGCUCUGCGAAGAUGCAGUACAUCCGGUCGCUGCCAGGGAGCUUCACUUCCAUGGACCCCGCUUCUUUUAUUGAUGUCUUUGGCUUUGUAGCUACACCGCUGAUGUGGAAAAAGAGGUCUUCCUUGUCUUGGCGCCAAGGCCCCAUGUUCUUAUUUGAAGAAGUUCUCUCCGUGAAAACUCUGCAGCUUAUGGAAAAACUUGGUCCGAGAUACUACAGCAAUUUCCAGGCUGUGGAGCUUAGAGGCUCCUGCGGCCACAGGCCGAUGGCUCCUUUGGUUGCACCAGAGAAGAUUUCCUUCGGGAUCAACACCAGAUGCUCCUCUUAUACAACAGUUAAAGACCUAAAAGACAGCUAUGGCGAAGUGGAUGGGCGCCUGGUGGCUAAAGAGCUGAAGCUGUCCUCUCGUGAUGCUACAGUGCCUGUUUUCAUGGCUCAAAAUACUGCUGCAAAACUCCCUGGGUGCUUAAGAACGAUCGGUGCUGUUGUGGUGGGCCAGCAAGGUGCCCGGGUCUUCCAGUCUUGUCCGGCAGUGGUCAGCCUGAGCUACCUGGGCGGCCCUUCCCUUCUGCUGGCUCUGCUGGCCAGGGCUCAGGAUGACCACACAGUUUAUGCGGCCGUCAAGGCCUUGCAGACUGUCCUGAGCUGCAGCGCAGUGAGUGACCGCCUGAUGGGGGAUGAAGGGUAUCAGAUUCUGGCAUAUCUGUUGAAAACAAAGGCUCACCUAUUAAACAGCAGAAUUCUACAUCUCGUUCUUUCCAUUGGUGGCACCACAGAAGCUGGCUUAGAACAGUCGACAAUCAAGAACUUGAAGAUCUUCCAACAUAUUGUCUGCAAUUUUGAGCUGUGGAGCCCCGCCUUGGAAAACCUGGACCUGCCUCUCUUCAAACACCUCACGGAAGUCCUCCAGCCCUCCAGAGAAGAGCAGAGUCGAUGCGGAGCAGAAGGUGACCUGGAUGAGAAUCUGAUCGGAUGGCUGGAAAAGAAAAACCUCUCUCUCUCUCUCUCUUCUUUUUUUUUUAAAAAAACCCAUCUCUUUGUCUUUCAUAGAGGAAAGAGUUCGGCCGUGGCCCUCAUCCAGCAGGUCCGGAUGGUGCCCAAGCUUCUCCUUCUCCUUGGGGAUCCUGGGAUCCUGGCCUCUCGCGUCCGUCGGAUCUCUCUCCUCCUCCGCCAUUCACUCCAGGGCCACUUCAGCCUCAAAGAUUUGUGCUGGAUUGGCUUAUUCUUGGUUUACACUUUAUGUCCUGCAUCUAUUAAUGAAAAUGAGAUCUUCUCCAAUAAUAUUUCACAGCCAUUUGGACAAGACUUAACUCAGGCACCUGGGAAAACGGUCUGGCUUCGAAAUCAGUUGUUAAGCAUGCUGCUAGAUGUAAUACAACCGGAGAAACUUCAUUUGUCCUCUGAGAUCCAAGAAGAAAUGUUCCAGGCCUUGGGCCCUGACUGGUUCCUGAUGUUUAUGCAAAGUCACGUCCAUGAAACCACAAUUGUGCUGGCAGCCAAACUGCUCUUCCAUUUCCUGCACAAGCGUGCUCACCUGCAUGAGUUCAGAGAGGGGAUGAUGGCGGGCCGCUGGCUGAGAAACAGCUUAGAGGGGCUGAAUAUUUUGACUGACAAUUUGAAGAGUUCCCCGCAGUUGUUUGAGUGCCACCCAUAUCAGCUCUCUGGAUUGACGGAGCUAAAGAUGUUCCUGAGCAGCUCAGCCCACAUCCCUGAGAUUUACCUCCUUCUCUCAGGACUCCUUCUGGACACACCAGUGUCCGACCCACCUGAUGAAACUCAAGCCGGCCUGGGUGCGAGGCUACAGUGGCUGCUGUGCCACCCCCCCACGGAGGCAGCAGUCCAAGCCGGCUUGUGUGCAGAGGCCGCCGUCCUGUUGCUGGAGAUGGUCUCGUCCCUCACCAGGCAGAUUCCAGCUGAGGGAGAGGAUUCCUGGCAAACCAGCUUCCUAAUGGACGUCCUGCACUUUGUCCGUCAGCUGUACCACAGAUACCCUCAGGACCCACUCUGGUCCAGCUCCCCCUUCCUCCGAGCCCUGGCCUUGGCUGCCUUCCCCUCUGGGCCACCCCAGCCUCCAGUUAGGAAAGAAGUUUGGGACUUGAUUCACCUUCUCCUGAGGGGAAUAAUGCUGCUGGACUGGAGGGACAAAAGUUGGCACCCACUGGAGUUCAUGCUUGAGGCCUCUCCAGAGAAUGCAGCUAUUGAGCAAAAGAUGUGCUUCCAGACAGAGCUAUUGCUUUCCAUUAUAGAGAUUGUCCUUGAUCAAAAUUACAAGGAAACCUCCAGUUUAACAGGAAACGGUGAUACCAGGAAUGUUUUGGAAUCUGCAAGGCCUUAUUUUCUAGUAAAUGUUUGCUAUUUUACUCAGAAGCUGGUAAGCAAACUUCACGAGGGAGUGUUUGUCACAGAGCCGAGGAAGACCAUCCUUUUCAUCUCAGAGCAAGUGCAACUGGUGACAAGAAAACUUUUUCCCCACAAAGAAUCCAUGAUGAGCAAUUUGUACAACUGUUUGAACCGCAGCAUCCUGUACUAUUUAUCGAAUUCUUCUUCUGGGUCCCAAAGUCUUCUGGAAGUUCUACAAACUCUUCAGAUGCAGUGGGAUAUCAUCUUUGCGGUGCACAAUUCGAGCCUGGAUUUCAUCACAAGCCUUUUGUAUUGCCUACUACAACUGAAAUCUAUGAGCUACCAUGAAAAGGGUGAGGCAAAAUGGAUGACGACUUCGAGUUCCCCCAUUUUUCUUGGGCCGGGAAAAGAGGAGGAGAGGACCGGUGAUCUUCCUGGCCUGAAGGAUGUUCAGCAAGAGAUCCAGAGGGCAGCUGAGGAAAUCUGGCUCUGCCUUCUUUCUAGAAGAAGAAAGGAUUUAGAGGAUGCCUAUAAAACCUCUUUAUUUAAAGAGAAGGGCGAUGGAGAAGAGACCAUGAAGAUGGCUGAUGUGGCUCCUCUUUGGGAAGAGGUCAUGAGGAAGACCUGGCAGGGCUUUCUAGCGUCAGAAAAGAAAAACUCCCAGAGCAAAAUUCUCGUCAAUGCUUCCAGCAAGACGAGUGCUUUGAAUGAAAGCCUGACUCCUGGCAGGAACCUGAAACAGGAUUUUACGUCAUAUUUAGAAAAAUGCAGGAGAACUGGCCAAGAACUGUACGCGGUUUUAUGCAAGGAUCACGUUGAGAGGCUGCUGUGCCUCCACUCGAAGUCUGCCAAAGCCUGGACAGACCUGGAAGACAGGCUCUUUAGGGAGGGGGGCCCGUGGGGGUCUGCGGUAGCUUCUCCUGUCACCAGGUGGGUCCUGGAUGCCUAUGAAGGUCCUGCUCGGAUGAGGAAGAGGAUCCGGGUCAGAACCGCCCACACGGAAACCUCGCAGAACAAGGCCCAACAGACCCAGAAGGAUGCAUCUGCUGCUCCAGCUCUUUUGGAAAAUCCAGGUGAACGACCAGCCCUGACUAGAGAAGGAGAAGCAGGUCGGGAUCAGCUGACAUUUUUUCCUGCCCUGCAUGAACACCUCCAUUCGGAGGAAAUCUUGGAAGUUUGUGUGGAAAGGAAAAUCAUCCUGCAGGAAUUAGUCCGAGGCGAAAAGGUUACCUGCCGCCUGUCUGUGGUGAUGGUUGAUGGACACGUGGUGUCGGAAGGGGCGCUUCUCCUUGGCCGGGACCACUUCUACGUCUGCAGGCACUUCACUCUGUCCCACCUGGGGGAGGUUUAUUGCACCAGCCAUUGCUUGUCCUGCAUCAGGGAGCCAUUCAUUUACAACUUGUGCUAUGCCACGGAAGCCACGGCUGGAGAGCCCAUGUGUUCCUGCCAUUCCUUCAGUGACAUCAAGGAGAUCCGGCCGAUGCAUUUCCUUCUGCAGGAUAUAGCACUGGAGGUCUUCUUAAACAACGGCUAUUCCAUUUUCCUUGUAUUCCACAACAGCGACAGGAAAAAAUUCUUGACAAGAUUUUCUUCAGUGAAAUCAAAAGGUGCCACAGAUGAGUCUACUAAUAUAAGAAAACAAUCAGAGGAAAAAAAGUCCUUCCUGUUGAAGUGGCAGAGGAGAGAGAUCAGCAACUUCGAGUACCUCAUGUACCUGAACUCUCUGGCGGGACGGACGCCCAGCGACCUCAUGCAGUACCCAGUGUUCCCGUGGGUCCUUGCAGACUACCAUUCCCUGACUCUGGACCUGACCCAUCCAAGCACCUUCCGUGACCUCUCCAAGCCCAUGGGGGCUCAGACGGAGGGCAGGAGAGAGAAAUUCAUCCAGCGCUUCAAAGAAGUGGAGAAGACCGAAGGUAACCUCUCAGCUCAGAGUCACUACUGUACCCACUACUCCUCCGCCAUGAUCGUGGCUUCCUAUCUGGUCCGCCUGGAGCCCUUCACAGAAACCUUUCGGACUUUGCAGGGCGGGGACCUGGAUGUCGCAGAGCGCAUGUUCCACAGCGUGAGGAGCACCUGGGAGUCAGCCUCCAGAGACAACAUGACGGAUGUCCGGGAACUGAUACCUGAAUUCUUUUAUCUCCCUGAAUUUUUAACAAACCACAACCACAUUGACUUUGGAUGCUUGCAGGAUGGGACCCGGCUGAAUGAUGUGGAUUUGCCACCUUGGGCAGGAGGAAAUCCUCACCGCUUCAUUAGGCUGCACAGGCAGGCCCUGGAGAGUGAUUUCGUCAGCAGCCACCUCCACCACUGGAUCGACCUCAUCUUCGGCUUCAAGCAGCAGGGCUCAGCCGCCGUGAAGGCCGUGAACGUCUUCCACCCCUAUUUCUACAGCCACCAAGGGCAAGUGGGCAGCCCCGAGGACCCUCUGCUCAAGAGCACCGUCCUGGGGUUUGUCAGCAAUUUCGGACAGAUCCCACAGCAGCUUUUUACAAAACCACAUCCUUCCAGAAAUGCUGUGAGCCUGAGGAAACACUCAAUGGGGAAAAACAGCGUCCUUUUUCCUUCUCCGGCUCUCUCCGUCAGUAAUCUGUAUAAUCUGAAACCGUCAUCGGUUAUUCCCAAAGAGGCACCACAUGGGCCUGUGGGUCAUAUCGUAUGUACAGAAAGGGGGAUUUUGGCUGUGGAGAAGAAAAGUCUGUUGCUUCCUCCGCUGUGGAAUAAAACCUUUUGCUGGGGAUUCAGUGACUUCACCUGCUGCCUGGCUGAUUCUGGAUCAGACAAGAAGGUGGCUGUCCUGGAGGCUCCGGCUGACUGGGGCGACUGCCUCUGCGCUGUGUCUCCCACACCCAGCAGCCUCAUCACGUCCGGAAGCAGCGCCGUGGUGUGUGUCUGGGACCUCUGCAGGAGCCCAACGGGGCCCCCGGCCUUACUUCUGAAGCAGCCUCUGUAUGGACACACGCAGCCAGUGACCUGCCUGGCCGCCUCCACGGCCUUUGGCCUCCUGGUGAGCGGCUCUGCGGACGGAUCCUGCCUCUUCUGGGACCUGAACCAGCUGAGGUGCCUCACCCGGCUUCCUGCACAGGAGGCCGGCCUCUCGGCGGUUGCCAUCAAUGAUUCCACGGGCGAGGUGGCUUCGUGCGCUGGAGAGACCCUGAGCCUCUGGACCGUCAACGGGCAGCCCCUGGCCAAAGGAAGGGCCCCCUUAAGGCCCGGAGGGAGCCUCUCCUGCUGCUGCUUCUUCGAGGUGAAGGACUGGGACGCACAGGGUCUCCUUGUCACGGGGGACACAGGUGGCUGCGUGCAGGUCUGGAAGCUCGACGCCGCUUCCCCAGAGAGGCCGGGAGAGGAGCCGGUGGGCGAACAGGCCGGCAAGCGCCAAGCCCAGCAGGGCGGCCGAGCGGAGAAAGCGGCCUUUGUCCUGCACCGAGAGCUGCUGCUUCCCACGAGCCCCGCGGAGGGAGCCCAGCGACCCGCCUCGCCCGUCACAGCCCUGGCGGCGUCCAGGAAUUAUUCCAAGCUUCUGGCUGGCAAUGAGGACGGGAAGAUCAUCUGUUGGUCAAUUGAUGAGUAGAAGGAAGAAGUACGGCGUAAAUUUAAAUCCCAGCAAAAGCUCCUUAGCCGAGUCAAGGAUGGGAUGGAUCUGACUCACCUUAGUCGAGAAAUGAUUACCUUGGGUAGGGCAGGUGGGAGAAAUGUUCAGGACUAUUUGGCCCCAAAGCCUCUCCUCUGGGGCCUUGCCAGGCUGAGAUAGCAAGUUCCCCCUGGAGUUUUCAGAAGGGCCCAGGCCCAGGGGAUCUGGGGGGCCGAUUUCUCCGGUGAUGAACUGGCAACUGAGACAGGGGCGAAAAUUCUCCGAUCUUUGAGAGCCUCUUUCUGCCCUCCCCAGCACCAAGGAACAAAUUAAUCUAUGAAAAUGCUCAGCUCAACUAGUAUUACCUAAAUAUUAUUGAAUAACGCUGGGUCUUAUUUAUUAUCAAUAUUUUUGCUUUCCUGAAACUUUAGCAAUGGAGGAUUAAGUUUCACAGGAUUCAUCCUGAUAUCUGAAUUUCUGGCAGUUUCUUUUGUCCCUCCCUUAAAAAAAAAAAAAAGGCCACACAACCACAGAUGUUGACUGAGACCCUGCUGAGUUUGUGUGGAGGAAUUAAAGUUUUCCACUCGGCCUUUUUUCUUCUUCUGACUAAUAGCAACCAGAGUGGCUGCUCUGCUUGCCCAGGAGCCGGUCUGAGUUGACUCCGGUCUCCUGGACCAGAAGCAGGAACCAAACUGAAUUGCACCAGAAUGGUUCUUGGGAAGGAUGAGAGAGAGACGGGAAAGCCACCCUUGGGGUUCUGGGGUUGCCCCUACUUCGGUCUUGACCUUUCCAUUUCUCUGCCCAGCCAAGCCCACUUCAGCUCCCAGGGGUAGCUGCACCUCCGUUUAGCGCUGGAUGCGGUGCUUUUCCCUGGGAGAUUCUCGGUAGAGGCUGCGCGGUUGCUAUUUUGGCUAUGGAAAAUAAACUGAGCUCACCAAGUCUGAUCUGGGCAGCCUGUAGAUGACCGGAUGGCCUUGUCAGCAAAAAGAAGGUUGAACGACAACUGUUCAUUGCGAUAGUCCACAGAAGGGAAAGCCAACGGGGGCUCCUUCUGCCACCCAGGCACCCCAGAGGCCCAGAGAAGA
Molecule: messenger RNA, 10726 nt
Organism: Notechis scutatus (mainland tiger snake)
Lineage: Eukaryota; Metazoa; Chordata; Lepidosauria; Squamata; Elapidae
Source: RefSeq, a predicted model, not a curated record